This is a messenger RNA of Gallus gallus (chicken), 1966 nucleotides long. RefSeq lists its product as uncharacterized. The transcript has 7 exons. Bases 144 to 1046 code for a protein of 300 amino acids. The record is from RefSeq and is a predicted model, not a curated record. Lineage: Eukaryota; Metazoa; Chordata; Aves; Galliformes; Phasianidae.
GGGGAGCCGUGGAGCAAGAGGAGCUCUUUGUGGUCCGGGCAGGCGGUUACGCAAGGGGCAGUAAAGCAGUGCCUUUCCCCCCCGUGUGCUGGAUCUUGCAGCCAUGUCUCUGGUCCCUGGUUUAUAGUGCCUGUGUGACUGCGAUGCUGAAAUUCCAGGUUGUGGAGGAACACGGGCAGUACAUGUGCUGUGUGACACAACCCAUCGCCGUGGGCCUCGCGGCCUGUGUGUGUGUCUGCACUGCGUGGGUUCCAAGGCAGCAGCCCUCCCUGGAGCAAGGAGCCCUGAGCAGCACAGCAUGGGCAGCCCAGCCUCCUAUCAUGGACUGCUAUCUGUCCUGUAUAGCAGGAGCAAAGAGAGGCCUCGAGAUCUCCAAGAUCCAUGCUAUAAUGGAAAUACACCAGCAGCACUACACAGUGAAGGCCAAGUUUCAAGUCGGUCUCCUUUGUACCGAUGCCUCCCGGCUCCACUCUUACCUGGUUUACGUGGUCUGCUACCUUUACGACAUUUCUCCCUCUGCUGGGGUUGGUAAAACAGCAGCGCUCCCCGCCGUCAGACCUGUAAGGCAGGCGGUCACAGAGCGGCACAGCGGGGCAGGCAGCAGCUCCUGCACCCCAUGCCGCUCCGCCGCUGUUCCUUCGGCGGAGGGCAUUCCUAACGCCUUGCGGAAUCGGUGCCUCCGCUGUUUAUGGCCGCACGGAGCCUCUCUGCCCUCUCUUCUCCCGCCGGGCGCUGAGCGGAGCUCGGGAGGAGCGGUUCCACGGCCGAGGCGGGGCGCGCUGUGCGCCGGGUCCCCGCGGCUCCGUCCGGCCUUCUUCCCCCCCCCCCCCCCACGUUCGCUCCCCGGGGACAGCGCUCGGCUGGCAGCCCCCGCUGCCCCCCCGCCCCCAAGCAAAGCACACGCAGCUCCCGGCUGGCCUGCAGAAAAGUUUUUUCUUUAUUAUUUACAAGAGAGCCGCGGGAGCUCCCGCUGUUCGUCCACACGCGCGGUACUAAAAGCGGCCGCCGCCUCCUGCCAAAAACGCGGAGAGGCGACCGAGGAAUAAAUAAAGCGCUCGCCCGCGGCCCCGCCGGGCUCAGGCGAUCCGGCUGCAGAACUCGAGGAAGUCCCUCUCCAUGAAGAGCUCGCUCUCCAGCACAUCGUCCUCGGAAGGGAAGUACUGCUGGCUGUCCUCCUGCGCCAGGAGAGGAGCGGCCGGGGGGGGCUCGGCCGGGCGGGGCGGCGCGUCCUCGGCGGGGCCCGUGAGCGCCCCGCGGGCGUUCUCCAGCACCCCCAGGUACGAGUCCAUGUCCAGCGGGUCCAUCUCGCAGUCCGACCCGCCGCUCUCGGUGCCCACCGAGUCCGAGCGCAGGUGCAUCAGCUGGUACUUCUCCCGCAUCAGGAACUGGUUGGUGUUGCGGGGCGCCCGCAUGCCCGGCGCCCGCCGGCCCAGCAAGUUGACGGGCCGCAGGGAGAGCAGCACCCGCGGCCGGUACGGACGGUGGCAGCGGCGGACGGCGCGGCAGCGCUGCUGCAGCUGCAAGGAGUGCUGCAGGUGGCUGUGCGUGCGGCUGCCCAGCAGCUUCCGCCACACGCCGGGCUGCCCGCCCCGCCGCCCGGGGGGCCACCGCGAGCGGCUGCCGCCCCGCCGCGCCUCGCCCUUCAGCGGCGCACAGCCGCCGCCCGGCAGCCCCUCUCCGCGGGCGGGCGCCCAGCGGGGCCGCCGCGCUCCGCUCCAGGCCGCCGGCUCCGCGCGUCGCAGCAUCGCGGCCGCGCUCUCACAUACUCCCGUCCGCCGCCGGGACGGUCCGGGUCCGACGCCGACUCCGACGCCGCCCCUCCGCGUGGCUCCGCUCAGCCCCGGGCUCGGCUGCCGCUCCCCGGAGCCGUGCCGCCGCUCCGCGCUGCAGCUCCGUGCCGCUGCUCCGUGCCGCCUCCCCGCCGGCGGGGCCUCGCCGGGCGCCUCUACCUCUUCACGAUCCGCUC